AUGGGCAACUUCAAAGAUGUUAAAAACCAACCUCAACAAGUGAAGCUGGGAGGAACUAGAGCUGCUCUCUUUGUAUAUGCUACUGCGUCACUUGAGAACUUGGCAUUUCUCUCCAAUGCAGUUAGCCUAGUAACUUACUUCUAUGGAUACAUGAAUUUCAGCUUGACAAAAUCGGCUAACACACUUACUAACUUCCUGGGUACUGCAUUUCUACUAUCGUUGUUUGGAGGAUUUAUUUCAGACACCUACUUGUCCAGAUUCAAGACGUGUAUUCUGUUUGGAUCCAUUGAAGUACUGGGUUUCACAGUCCUAACAGUACAAGCACACUUCCAACAACUAAGGCCCUUUCCCUGCAAGGAUGUUCCUCCAAGCAAAAUGCAUCAAUGUGAGGCUGCAGAUGGCAGCCAAGCCACAGUCCUUUUUACAGGUCUGUAUCUGGUUGCUCUAGGAACCAGUGGGGUUAAGGCAGCUCUACCAUCUUUGGGAGCAGACCAAUUUGAUGAGAAGGACCCCAAGGAAGCAGCUAAGCUUUCGAGUUUCUUCAACUGGUUGUUGUUUAGUAUCACAAUUGGAGCCAUAUUAGGUGUGACCUUCUUAGUCUGGAUUAGUGCCAACCAAGGGUGGGAUUGGAGUUUUGGAGUCUCUACCAUCGCUGUCCUAGCGGGGAUGUUGUGCCUUACUAUGGGGAGAUCAAUUUAUCGGAAUAAUAAGCCCAAGGGAAGCCCAAUAAUCCGCAUUUUACAGGUAUUUGUAGCUGCCAUCAGAAACCGAAACCAUUCAGUACCAGAGACAACACAGGAGUUGCACGAGAUUCAUGACAAAGAAGCUGCAAUAGAAACUGAAAUUCUCCAAAGAACUGCUCAAUUCAAAUUUUUGGAUCGAGCAGCGAUUGUUGCAAGGACAGAUGAUGCAUCCACACCCAAUAUACCUAGAGGACCAUGGAGGAUGUGCACAGUGACACAAGUUGAAGAAACUAAGAUAUUGGUUCGAAUGCUUCCUAUUAUCCUGAGCACCAUCUUUAUGAACACAUGUUUGGCUCAACUCCAAACUUUUUCUAUCCAACAAAGCACAACAAUGGACAGAAAUAUCCUUGGCUUUCAAUUUCCUGGAGCCUCAAUUCCAGUAAUUCCCCUAGCAUUCAUGUUCAUUUCAAUCCCAAUCUAUGAUAGAGUUUUCGUUCCAAUGGCACGAAAGUUGACAGGCGUUCCAACUGGGAUUCGACACCUCCAAAGGAUUGGGGUAGGGCUCGUGCUCUCGGCUAUUUCCAUGGCAGUUGCCGGAAUCAUAGAAACCCACAGGAAAACAGUAGCUGAGCAGCACAACAUGGUUGAUUCUGCCUCCCCUUUGCCAAUGAGUGUAUUCUGGCUAGGCAUCCAAUAUGCUAUAUUUGGAAUUGCUGAUAUGUUUACACUGGUGGGGCUGUUAGAGUUCUUUUACGCGGAAAGCUCGUUCGGCAUGAAGUCACUGAGCACAGCCAUCUCUUGGUGUUCAAUGGCGUUCGGGUACUAUACAAGCUCAGUGAUGGUGGAUGUGGUAAACAGGGUCAGUGGUGGUUGGCUGGCUAGUAACAAUUUGAACAAAGAUAAAUUGAACUACUUCUACUGGUUGUUGUCAGGGUUGAGCAUAGUAAAUUUUGGGGUUUAUUUGAUGUGUUCAUCUUGGUAUAGAUACAAGAGGGUUCAAGUGCAGGAAGAUGCUAGUAGUGAUGCUGAAGCUAAGAUAAAUAUUGAAAAUAGGGAGAGUUUAGGAAUUUCGCAUCCUUGUGGUGCCGUCCUAAGGCUUAACAUGUAA
This is a messenger RNA of Ilex paraguariensis (yerba mate), 1791 nucleotides long. The record is from the annotation of a GenBank genome assembly. Lineage: Eukaryota; Viridiplantae; Streptophyta; Magnoliopsida; Aquifoliales; Aquifoliaceae.